UGAGUCAUUGACAGUUAAUUAAAAUAAACUCCGACUAACCGUCAAUGUUGAUCGCAGUAUCUAAAUUGUGAUCAUUAUAAAUUCUAUACAAUUACAUAUACAUCUGUUUUUAACACUUUACAAGGUAUGCAUGAAAUUAGGGCUUCGGCAAAAUCCAAUCUCACGAAUAUAAACAAGUACAAACAAAACGGAGAGAACCAAAGUUACAAUCGGCAGUUAAUUCGUAACACGAAAAACAUUGAUAAUUUCUUCCCGGCCGAAGUAGUGGCCGGUGGACUAAUUGUAAAACGUUCUAAACCGAUAAAACACUACCCGCCAGGAUGCAGCUACGAAGGCGAAUGGAUGUUUCUCCACACUUGGGAGGGACAAGGACGAUAUGUAUUUCCUCACGGUGUUACGUAUGAGGGAGAUUUUGAGGAUUCGCAAUUUCACGGGAAGGGCAUUCUUAGGUACCCGAUGGGGCAAACUUUGAAGAGCGAGUGGUCGCACGGAAAAAUGACCAAGUGGAGCUACGUCUUCAAAGAUGGUUUAGAAUAUCACGAUCCCUGGGAAUAUUGCUUGUUUCCUAAACGCGCUUACAUCUCAACUGUUCGGGCAGGUGUAUUUAAACCACCGGGGCAAGAAAGAGUCACAAAUAAAAUGCCGCCGCGACCGAUUCCGCCGGGUUGCUUUGAUGUUGGUGAGGGAUUUUACAAACCGAAAUUAUCAGGCAUAGUCAGUGCAAACGAAACGAACCAAAUUAAAAGAAUACCUACUGAGGUUGAAGCAGAUUGGAUUAAGAAACAUUGCAGAAACGCGGAAGAAGGUCCCGUGGGAUACAGACCCGAUUUAUACGAAUAUUGGUGUACAGGAACUGCUGAAUCAGUGGCAGCAAUACUUAAGCAGAUUAAGGCUGAGAAAUGGAGAGAAGUUAGAGGAGAACAUAAAGAAUGAUCGCUGCUUGUAUAAUAAAUGUAAAAUCACAGAAUAUGCUUUUCCAAUAAUAAAAAUAAAUAAAUAAA
Molecule: messenger RNA, 1001 nt
Organism: Dalotia coriaria
Lineage: Eukaryota; Metazoa; Arthropoda; Insecta; Coleoptera; Staphylinidae
Product: MORN repeat-containing protein 5-like
Exons: 4
Coding region: 127-933 (268 amino acids)
Source: RefSeq, a predicted model, not a curated record